Penicillium subrubescens is the source of this 1176-nucleotide messenger RNA. RefSeq names its product pepsin-like aspartic protease. The record is from RefSeq and is a predicted model, not a curated record. The transcript is spliced from 2 exons. Gene Ontology annotation, molecular function: aspartic-type endopeptidase activity. Lineage: Eukaryota; Fungi; Ascomycota; Eurotiomycetes; Eurotiales; Aspergillaceae. Gene Ontology annotation, biological process: proteolysis. The coding region runs from base 1 to 1176 and encodes 391 amino acids.
AUGGUCGUCUUUAGCAAGAUUACUAUUACGCUCGCCGGCCUUGCGUCGAUCGCCUCGGCUGCGCCUGCGGUAAAGACAAACAGCAAGUUCUCGUUGAAGCAGGUCGCUCGUCCGGCUACCAAGACCACAAACUUUGCUGCGGCUUAUGGUCAUGCUCUGUCCAAGUACGGUGCUACUGUACCGUCCCAUGUCGAGGCUGCCGCGGUAGCAAGUGGCGUCGCAACGAACACGCCUGUGAACGGUGACGAGGAAUACCUCACACCCGUCACCAUCGGUGGCACUACGCUGAACUUGGACUUCGAUACCGGGUCCGCUGAUCUCUGGGUCUUCUCAACCGAGCUCUCUGCCUCCGAGCAAUCUGGCCACUCCGUGUAUGAUCCUAGCACUAGCGGAACAGAGCUUAGUGGCUACUCGUGGUCUAUCUCGUAUGGCGACGGAAGCAGUGCCAGCGGAAAUGUGUACACAGAUGCCGUUACUGUUGGUGGCAUUACUGCACCCAAACAAGCUGUCGAGGCCGCUCAGACAAUCAGCUCUCAGUUCCAGCAGGACACCAACAACGACGGCCUCCUCGGUCUUGCUUUCAGCAGCAUAAACACUGUGUCUCCUCGAGCCCAGACCACCUUCUUUGACAGUGUCAAAUCCUCCCUUGCUCAACCCCUCUUCGCUGUUGCGCUGAAGCACAACGCCCCUGGUGUCUAUGACUUUGGUUUCACCGACUCCUCCAAAUAUACCGGCUCUAUUGCGUACACCAGCGUGGACAGCUCGCAAGGCUUCUGGAGCUUCAAUGUCGACAGCUACAAAGCCGGUACCCGCUCCGGCGGUGGCUUCAGUGGAAUCGCAGAUACCGGUACCACACUGUUGCUGCUUCCUAGCACCGUUGUAUCGGCCUACUAUUCUCAGGUCAGCGGUGCCAAGAACAGUCGCACUGCGGGUGGAUAUGUCUUUGACUGCUCCGCUAAGCUGCCGGAUUUUAGUGUCAAGAUUGGCAGCUACACUGCUACUGUCCCUGGGUCGUUGAUCAACUACGGCCCCUCUGGUGUCGGCUCCACCUGUCUUGGUGGUAUCCAGUCAAACUCUGGCAUUGGAUUCUCGAUCUUCGGUGAUAUCUUCCUGAAGAGCCAGUAUGUCGUUUUCAACUCUGCUGGCCCCAAGCUUGGCUUCGCUCCCCAGGCAUAA